This is a messenger RNA of Protopolystoma xenopodis, 204 nucleotides long. NCBI's taxonomy places the organism in Eukaryota, Metazoa, Platyhelminthes, Monogenea, Polystomatidea, Polystomatidae. The record is from the annotation of a GenBank genome assembly.
GCGACUCAUCGAGUCGGAAGAAAGAUGCACGAAGCGUUUGGACCGAGUCUGGAGGUAAACUCGAAAGGGCCAAACCCAGAAACGAAGAGGUGCGUGUCUGCCGAUGACGCGGUCAGGCGGUCAUUCGGCGAGACCGUCGUCGGCCUCAAGAGGAACCGUUUGACUGACAGACCGACCGGCCGACAAACCGACCAACCGACUUAA